GACGAUUUAGCGGAGGGGUCUGGACCACACUUGUUAGUGUUACUUACACUCUUGUCGUGUUUGUGUGUAUCAUUUUAUUAAUCAAGGACACAUUACAAUUUACACAAGAAGAAAAAUAAAUAAAACUAAAACGAGAAUAAAAUGGAAAACACUCAGUCAGAUAUUGACUUUAUCAUGACAGAUCUUUUGCCGGAAAUGGUUUACAAUCGUUGUUUCUGUGAUCCAAAUUCUCGUGAAUUUGUUGAAUUUGAAUCAGCAAAUAUUCAUCAAUCAAAAAAAAAUAAUAUAAAUUCAAUACGUAAAUUAUACAAAGGACAGGUGAUUGUUCAAUUUUCUGGUGAACCAAAAGUAUUUUCAGUUAUAAUAAAAUUACUUCCAAAUGAUCAAUCACCAUCAAAUUAUAAUGAUGAUAUAUAUGGUUAUUUUUUAAACGAAGAAAUGUUUUACAAUAAAAUUAUAAAAAAAUAUAAAUUAGAUAUUUAUCCAAAAUGUUUUGUUGCUGAUAUGGGUAAAUAUGGACGUCCAGUUAUUGUCUUGGAAGAUCUUGAAAGUUUUGGUUAUCAUAAUAUUCAUGAAGAUGAUGAUAAAUUGGAUGAGGAUCACUUGAAUCUUUUGGUAAAGUCAAUUGCAAAAUUUCAUGGACGUGGAAUGAAAAUAAAACGAGACGAGUUCAAUGACUUUAGAGAAUUUUAUGCGAAACUCGUUACUCCAGUUUCGAAUGAUGAUUACAUAAAAACCAUCAACAAGGCUUUUAAUGAUCUCAAGGAUAAUUUAACAACCGAUUUAGCUCAAAAAUGGUACAAUAAAAUUGAAAAUACAUCUUUAAUUAUGGAUCAUCAGUUCAACAAAUUUAUCACAAUUUGCCAUGGAUGUUUUAACAAGGAACACUGGCUUUUCAAGUAUGAUAAUAAUAAUAAACCAAUCGAUAUUAAAAUACUCGGUUGGAAUAAUAUGAUAUAUACCAAUGUGAUUUACGAUUUAAAAUUCAUACUUGAAAAAUUCUCAGAUAAUUUAAAUUUCAACAAAAUUCAUGAUAUUUUUCACGAAUAUUUUUGUAAUAUCAUUAUCGAAUAUAAUGAACAAUCAAAUGAAAAAUUAUAUCUUGGUACAUGUUUAAAGUCAACAUGA
Aphidius gifuensis is the source of this 1128-nucleotide messenger RNA. RefSeq lists its product as uncharacterized. The transcript is spliced from 4 exons. The coding region runs from base 142 to 1128 and encodes 328 amino acids. The record is from RefSeq and is a predicted model, not a curated record. NCBI's taxonomy places the organism in Eukaryota, Metazoa, Arthropoda, Insecta, Hymenoptera, Braconidae.